AUGGUUGGGUUACAGAAAGAAUUUGGUUACGAUGAGUUACUUACUGUUGAGCCGGUGGGUCUGAGUGGUGGCUUGGCAGUGUUUUGGAAGAGUAGUUUUGAGGUGGAAGUUUUAGAGGCUGAUAAGAGGAUUAUUGACUUGAAGGUGAGGAUGGGUUCUUUGGUAUUUUUCCUCUCCUGCAUAUAUGGUGAUCCAGUUAGAGCUCGUAGGAAUGCUGUUUGGGACAGGCUCUCUACCGUUGGGAUGGUACGGAAUGAGCCGUGGGUUUUGGUGGGUGAUUUUAACGAAUUGCUCACUGCGGCAGAGAAGGUUGGUGGUCCGGAUAGACAUGACUCAACUUUCUGGGAUUUUCGGAAUCUGGUGGACAACUGCAAGAUUAAGGAAAUCAAAAGCUCUGGGAACUGUCUGUCAUGGUCUUGUAAGAGAGAUAAUGUUUGGGUGCAAUGCCGUUUAGAUCGCAGUUUUGGGAAUGAUGAAUGGUUCCGACUGUUACCCAGAGCUCACAUGGAGUAUUUGGAGAUGCUAGUCUCUGAUCAUAGACCCAUUUUGAUCAAAUUUGCAUUGGAGGAAAGAGAAAUGGGGAGAGGCCGCUUCGUUUUUGAUAAGAGGUUAGCAAAGCAGAAAGGCGUGGAGGAGAUAGUCAAGCUUGGUUGGGGGGUUGACGCAUCAGAAAACGAGACACCUUUGUUGGAGCCAAUCAACAGGUGUAGGAGAGAGCUCGCCAAAUGGAAGAGAGUUACGACUGUAAGUGCGAUGAGUAGAAUUAAAAGAAUCAAGGAGGCGCUGGAGAAAGAAAUAUCAAAGACAGCACCUUGCUGGCAGCGGUUGAAAAUGCUAAGACGAGAUUUGUGUAAAGCGUACCGUGAUGAGGAAUCCUUUUGGCGGCAACGUAGUAGGGUGAGAUGGCUUAAACUUGGUGACAGGAACACCAAGUACUUCCACCUCUGUGCCAAAGGUCGCAAGAACCGGAAUAACAUCCUUUUGCUUAAGGAUUCCCAGGGUAGAGAACACUUCUCUGAAGGAUCGAAGGGUAACAUUGCAGUGGAGUACUUUCGUGAUAUUUUUACAAGUUCAAAUCCUUGGGAAUUGGAAAGUCUGUUUGAAGGGUUUCAAAGUAGAGUGUCUCCUGCAAUGAACACGAUGCUGACGGCUCCAGUACUUUCUGAGGAAGUUAAGACUGCGGCCUUUUCUAUCAAAGAGGAUAGUGCUCCGGGGGCUGAUGGAUUAACGGGCACUUUUUAUAAGCGGUUCUGGUCUACAGUGGGGGCAACUACAAUCCGUGAGGUACAGGGUUUCUUUCAGACGGCGAUCUUACCCGCUGGUUGGAAUCAUACGCAUAUUUUCCUUCUGCCUAAAGUCACUAAUCCAUCAAGGAUGACAGAGCGGAGGCCUAUCAGUCUCUGCUCAGUACAUUACAAGAUCAUCUCAAAAAUUCUUUGCAAUAGGCUGAAAAGAAUUCUACCAGAGAUUGUCUCAGACACGCAGGGUGCUUUCGUUAGUGGGCGCCUUAUAACUGACAAUAUCUUGGUGGCACAUGAGAUGGUACAUGCUUUAAGGACGAAGGAUGGCAUCGACUCAAACUUCAUGGCCAUUAAGACAGAUAUGUCUAAGGCAUAUGAUCGCGUAGAGUGGUGUUUUGUGGAGUGUCUACUAGAGAGGAUGGGCUUUGAUAGGAAGUGGGUAACAUGGAUCAGCGCCUGUAAAGUUCAGAAGAGACUCAGAGGAGGGGGUUCGAAAAUAUUGUCUCAAGGAGGAAAAGAGAUUAUUCUAAAAUCUGUGGGGAUGGCUCUGCCAGUCUUUGCAAUGAGCUGUUUCCGGUUACCUAAAGAUCUCUGCGCUAAACUAACGAGCAUUAUGACUGAAUUUUGGUGGGGAGGUGAUGCAGAGAAAAAGAAAAUUGCAUGGGUAGCUUGGAAGAAGCUAUGCAAACCUAAGGAACUCGGUGGCAAGGGUUUUAAGGAUAUUGCUUGGUUUAAUCAAGCCUUACCAUCAUAUGCUUGGAGGAGCAUUAUGCAUAGUCGUGAGCUACUAUCACAAAGGCUGCUUAAAAGAAUUGGGAAUGGUAAGGAUACGCAUGUUUGGUAUGAUAACUGGAUCCUUAUGCCUAUACCUAGACCUCCUAGAUAUAGAACAGAUGAAGUAGACCUUACGCUUAAAGUCUCAGACCUUAUUGAUGAGAGGCAUGGAACGUGGGAUGUUCAACGGGUACGACAUCUGUUUGUAGGGGAAGAUGCCAACCAGAUUCUGGAAAUGAGGCCACAACUUAACCGUCAUGAUACAAUGGUCUGGGGCUUCAGCAGGAAUGCCGCACCCUCCUUGCCUCCUAUUGAGAAACGGCUCUGGCCUAAUUUAUGGAAAGUGAAGACGAUGCCUAAGAUCAGACACUUCCUAUGGAGAGCAUUAGCCGGUGCCUUAGCCGUAGCUGAAAGACUGAGAUCGCGAGGGAUCCCGGUAGAAACGACAUGUAAGUUAUGUCAUGCACAGCCUGAGACUAUUUGUCAUGUGCUCUUCCAUUGUCCGGUAGCGAAGGAGGUUUGGAGACUAUCAGAGUUUCCUAUGCCAGCAGCUGACUUCUCUACAAACUCGGUUUUCCUGAACUUUCAUCACCUGUUGGAGACAUGUAAGCGAAGUAGGUUGGAGGAGAGAACUCGCUUGGUAUUUCCAUGGAUUCUUUGGAACAUAUGGAAAUCUAGAAACAAAUUUGUCUUUCAACAAGUGAACGUAGGGGCAGAAGAGAUAUGGAGAAAAAGUCAGUUGGAGUUUGAAGCUUGGAAUGCAGCUAACGUGGGUGACAAGGAAGACAUUGAUGAGAAUGUGGGUGAAUAUGCUUUAGCUUGCUGGCGAAAACCAUGUCCAAGUUUCAUAAAAUGUAACGUUGGUUCGUCUUGGACAGAUGCAAACCGAAAUUGUGGGGUCGCUUGGCUGACACAGAAUCAUUUGGGUGUCUCGCUAAUCCACAGCCGUCGCUCAUACUCAAUGGUGGCAUCACAGCUAGAGGCUGAGUUGCUAAGUUUUCUGUGGGCCGCAGAGAGCCUAUCGACACUGCGACAUAAGAAUGUGGUGUUUGAAUCUUCAUCAUAUUUGGCGGGAGAAGCAGUUUUGAAUCCUGAUAAUUUUCCUAUGUUUCAUGGGUUGAUUGACGUGAUAAGAGAGAAGCUGUCUAGGUUACAACUGUGGUCUAUAGCUUAUGUACACAGCGGAGCAAACCAAUGCGCGGAGGCCAUUGCUCGCAGUGUGACAAGGGAUCAGCGGUAUGCUUCGUAUGUGGGGAAAGAUGGACCUUCUUGGUUAUUGCCUAUGAUUCAUGCAGAUGCUGUUCGAGCGGACAAUGGAUACUAA
Molecule: messenger RNA, 3339 nt
Organism: Brassica oleracea var. oleracea
Lineage: Eukaryota; Viridiplantae; Streptophyta; Magnoliopsida; Brassicales; Brassicaceae
Exons: 4
Coding region: 1-3339 (1112 amino acids)
Molecular function (GO): RNA-DNA hybrid ribonuclease activity; nucleic acid binding
Source: RefSeq, a predicted model, not a curated record